Heterostelium album PN500 is the source of this 1020-nucleotide messenger RNA. It is a transcript of the gene gtf2a1, whose product is annotated as transcription factor IIA. The record is from RefSeq and is a predicted model, not a curated record. Gene Ontology annotation, cellular component: transcription factor TFIIA complex. NCBI's taxonomy places the organism in Eukaryota, Evosea, Eumycetozoa, Acytosteliales, Acytosteliaceae. Gene Ontology annotation, biological process: transcription initiation at RNA polymerase II promoter; transcription by RNA polymerase II. The transcript is spliced from 4 exons. Bases 1 to 1020 code for a protein of 339 amino acids.
AUGAGUGUCACAUCAGUAUAUAGAUACAUCAUUGAUGAUGUUAUUAGAAAUAUCAGAAUCGAGUUUGUCAAUGAGGGUCUUGAGGAUAGAAUUAUUGCUGAAUUACAACAUAUGUGGGAAUCAAGAUUGAUGCAAUCUGGAGCUGUACAGGAACCAACACCACCACCAUCAACUACUUCCACAACAACAACUGCAGGUACACCAGUUGCAAACAUAUCGACUGCCGCCACUACCGCUGCCAAUAAAGAUUCAUCACCAACAUCGACAUCCACUUCAAAUUCACCACCAAACAACAACAAUAGUAGUUCAACCACAACAACCAAUACAACACCAUCAUCCGAUAUAACACCCGAACAUGUUAGAUCGACAUUAAAUACAUUGAGACAAUUUAAUAAUAUACCAGGAGCACCAAUAACAACAACCACUACAACUACCACCACAACAAAUGCACCACCACCAUCAGCAGCAGCAAACAACAACAAUAAUCUACCAUCAAACUUUGGAAGACCAUCACAGUUUAUGCCACCAACAAGAGAGUCUGGUGGAUUGCCACAUAUGGAGUUACCAGCACCUGGUUCCUCUCAUUCACUGCGUUCCAUCAUGAACAUCCCUCAGAACGACGGUUCCUCAGAGGAACCACCACAACACACAAAAGAAUAUAUAGACAAUUUAGUUUUACAAAAGAUAAAAGACAGAAAACAAGAUAUAGAAUGUAGUUUUAGUAUUAAUAUUCCUCAAUUGGAUGGUAACGAUGAUGAAUUAGAUGAUGAUUCUUUAUUGGAAGAACAUCGUCCAGAUAAUAAUAAUAAUAAUAGUAAUAUCGAGUCAUUGGGUAGUGAUUUGGAUGACGACGAAGACAAUGAUCCAGAUCCUGUGAUUGAACACUUUGUAUUGUGUCAAUAUGAAAAGGUUACCAGAGUAAAGAACAAGCGUAAAUGUAAUUUCAAAGACGGAGUCAUGCAUCUCAACGGACGUGACUCUUUAUUCCACAAAGCAAACGCUGAGUUUGUUUGGAAAUAA